AUGACUAAUGUGAUCAAGCCUGAGGUAUCCAUGAGCCGUCUGCUGUGCCAUCUCAGCUUCCGAGUACCGAAGUUGAAUCAUUGCAUUUCGCAGAAUUUGGAUUCGUUCUCUCUACGAGAUCGUUGGGCUUUCUCCAUGAGCUCAAGGCCCUUCAGAACACGGCGGUCGCAUCAAAAGUCCCGACUUGGUUGCGCAGAAUGUAAAAGGCGGCGUAUCAAGUGCGACGAGAGAACACCAGUAUGUUUCAACUGCGGGAAUCGCGGGCAGGAAUGCUCAUUUGCAUCAGUCAGCCCAGCAACCUCAGCAAAAAGCGGCUCACCGUCGUCGAGUACGCAAGUGGGACCAAAACCACGCGCGUCGCGCUUUCGAGCGCAAGUUUUCUCAAAUGGAGGCCGCAAGCAGACCUUUAAACUAGUCACAUCAAAGACAGCAGAGCAAUCCCUUCAGAAUGAGACGGCAGAGUUUCCAGUCGAGUCCUCGCCAUCAGACGGGAUUUCCAUGGCUGAUCUCCGUCUAUUUCAUCAUUAUACCAUUUCGACUUAUGCAACCCUCACUGAAGAGAAUGACCCAAAUGGCGUGAUGCAAAAUCAUAUCGUUCAAUGGGGAAUGGAGUUUCCGUCCAUCUUACACCUAAUACUGGCUCUAUCCGCCUUGCAUCUCGCUCACUUGACCCCUGAAUUACGCAAUGACUACUUACGGCAAGCUGAAGAUCAUUUUGCGUCUGGUUUGCGCAUUGUGACCCGCCAACUCCCCAAUUUCAAUUCUGAAAAUUGCCAGAAGAUCUACAUGGCCGCCGUGCUGGUCUGUCUUGCAUACUUUGCCCGUGGCCCCCAGCCCGGCGAAUACCUCAUUUUCAGCGACAAUGGUGCAUCAGAGUGGCAAAGACUGAUGAGAGGCGUGAAGGUCAUCAUCACAACAUAUCGCCACGAAGUUUUCAGUGGAGUCCUGACACCCGGCCCGCCAAAAGAGCCUGGAACCUUGAAUGAUUCGUUGCGCAUGGAGCUUGAUGAGUUCACUGGCGAGGUUCAAAAAUUGAGAAGUUUCGUCCUGCAGAACAUCGUCACCGAUCCUAGUCGGGCGAUGUAUCAAUUGGCCAUUGAUGAUCUCUUGAUGAUGAUGCAGGAAGUGUACAAAAAACGGUCUACCCCCGACUCAGGUGUUGCUUUGACGCAGUUCCUCAUGGGCUGGCUCUACCGUUUGCCUGACGAGUUUGUUUGUUUGUUGGAGCAGAAAGAGCCAUAUGCUCUCACAAUAUUGGCCUAUUGGGCAGUUAUUUUGAGCUUCAUGGAAAGCGUGUGGUUCAUGCAGGGCUGGUCCCAGCACGUGCUACAAGGAAUUUCCGCCAAUCUUGAAGUCGAAUAUCAGCCACACAUCUCUUGGCCUGUUCAACGAAUAAAGCAGGGGUUUCAAAGUGAAUUAUACCUCAGGCGCACGAUGGAAGAUAUCGUUCAAUGA
Molecule: messenger RNA, 1455 nt
Organism: Penicillium oxalicum
Lineage: Eukaryota; Fungi; Ascomycota; Eurotiomycetes; Eurotiales; Aspergillaceae
Product: Zn(II)2Cys6 transcription factor domain-containing protein
Exons: 2
Coding region: 1-1455 (484 amino acids)
Biological process (GO): regulation of transcription by RNA polymerase II
Molecular function (GO): DNA-binding transcription factor activity, RNA polymerase II-specific; zinc ion binding
Source: RefSeq, a predicted model, not a curated record